UUUUGGCUUUUCUUGGGGCGGUUCUCCUGGCAACAGUCUCGGAAGCGCUGUUUCGGGGCUGAGGUGACGGGACCGAGGAGGCGCGAGAGGAGGCGCCGUCUCCCCUGCACAGGGCGGGUCUGAGGCUCGGCGACGCCACCCGGGGGACCCGCGCCAGGGCCGGGACAGGGACCGCUGUCCCCGGGUCCCCGCCGCUCCCGUCCCUGCUCCGCCCCCGGAGUCCGAUGGCGGCGGCCGCGCGGAGGGAGCCGGCUCAGGGCUGUGUGACCUUUGAAGAUGUGGCCAUUUACUUCUCCCAGGAGGAGUGGAGGCUCCUUGAUGAGUCACAGAGGUUCCUGUACCAUGAUGUGAUGCUGGAGAACUUUGCACUUACAACAUCCCUGGAUUGUUGGUGUGGAGCAAAGGAUGAGGAGGUGCUUUCUGAGGAAAAUAUUUCUGUACAAGGAGUGUCACAGGUCAGGACUUCUAAGGCAGGUUCAUUGGCUCAGAUGACUCACCCCUGUGAAAAGUGUGUCCCAGUGUUGAAAGACAUUUUGCACCUCACUGAGCUCCAAACAACAUAUCCUGGGCAGAAACCAUACUUGGAUGGGGCAUCCAGAGGUUUCUGGAUCCGUGCAAACUUUCACCAAAACCAAAAACAUGACAGUGGAGAGAAAAUCUUCAAAAUGGGCAUGGACCUCGCCUCGUUUGUGACGAGCUGCAGAUUCCAUGUGUCGGGGAAGCCCUUCACCUCUGGGGUGGGUGGAAAGGACUUUCUACCUACCUCAGGCCUUCUCGAACACCAGGACACUCCCAACAGUGAGAAGCCACAUAGUAGCAUUGAAUGUAGGGAGCCCAUUAACAGUGGAAAAAGUCAUGACAAGUGGAUUGAAUGCAGGGAAGUUUUCAGCAACACAGACACACUUCAUCACCACAGAGUCUGCACUGGAAAAGGUCUUAAUAAGUGUAGCAAAUGUGGGAAAGCCUUCAGCUGCAAAUACAGACUUGUUCAGCACCAGCAAAUUCAUAUUAGAGAACGGCCUUAUGAGUGUGCUGAAUGUGGGAAAUUGUUUAGCCGCAAAACCCACCUCAUUCGACACUGGAGAGUUCACACUGGAGCAAAACCUUAUGAAUGCAUUGAAUGUGGGAGAUCUUUUAGCCAGAAAUCUGACCUCAUUCAACACCAAAGAGUUCACACUGGAGAAAGACCUUAUGAGUGCAGUGAAUGUGGGAAAUCCUUUAUCCAGAAGUCCAUCCUCAUUAAACACCAGAGAGUUCACACUAAUGAAAGACCUUAUAAAUGCAGUGACUGUGGGAAAUCAUUUAGCCAAAGUUCUGGCCUCCUUCGACACAAGAGAGCUCACACGAGAACAAGGCCAUAUGAAUGCACUGAAUGUGGGAAAUCGUUUAGCUGUAAAACUCACCUCAUUCGACACUGGAGAGUUCACACUGGAAUAAGACCUUAUGAGUGCAUUGAGUGUGGGAAAUCUUUUAGUGAGAAAUCUGUCCUCAUUCAACACCAAAGAGUUCACACUGGAGAAAGGCCUUAUGAGUGUGCUGAAUGUGGGAAAUACUUUAGCCAGAAAUCUGUCCUCAUUCAACACCAAAGAGUUCACACUGGAGAAAGGCCUUAUGAGUGCAGUGAAUGUGGGAAAUCCUUUAGCCGCAAAACCCACCUCAUCCGACACCGGACAGUUCACACUGGAGCAAGGCCUUAUGAGUGCAAUGAAUGUGGGAAAUCCUUUAGCCAGAGCUCUGGUCUCCUUCGACAUAGGAGAGCUCACAUGGAGUGAUGUGAGAAAUCAUUCACUUGCAAGUCUGAUCUCAGCCAACACCAAAGAGUUCACUCUGGAGAAAAGCCUCAGGUAAAUGUGCUCUUUGCUUAGUUAGAAGAACAGUGUUGGAGGAAAGGCUCUGUGAGGAGCCACCUGCCUGAAUUGAAUCUCAUAUAUCCAGACAUCCACAGACUAGAGAUUUCCCAUAAGUUCAGUUAUGUGGAAAGCAUGUGUACCCUGCCCAGGGUUUGUGUUAGAUUUAUGUCAUUGCCAGUUUCUUUGACAGAAGCCAUUUCACCUCUACCACCUGGCAGGUCCACAGUGUGUGCAUCAGUUACCACCCUACUAUGCUCAGUGAAGCUGACAUGUUUUCUCUCCCAUUUGUUGGAGGAAAUCAUGAGUAUCCUAGCCCUUAUGGGGUCUUCAUUCCCUAUUCUAUGACAAGUUAGGGUGUGGACCUGACUCUGUGUUGUCCCAGAGAACACUAUCUGAGUUCUGCUGACGGCUUGCAGAGAAAGUCUAGCUUUCUUAGGGACACAGUUGGUCUCAGGUAGUGCUUGUGAUGAAGUUUUCUGGCUUCUAAUCCACCAAGCCAGAAAAUGCCUGUUGCACAUUGAUCUGGUUUGUACAGUAAUAAAGCCUUUUUUUUUUUUUUUUAAGCUCCUUCCAACUUGAAGGGUAAACAACUUUUGUGAGGAUCCAAACUUGGGGUGCCUCAGGUGGGACAGUAUGAUGGUUGAAUAUGGUGCUUUCCAGUUUUGGCCUACUUUGCGUUGCUGCCAAGGCUUUCUAGGAAAGACUGCUUUGUGGUCCUAAUUUUAUACCUGAAUGCCAGAGAUCUGUGAGUUCAGAGGUCACACUGAGGAAGGGGCAUUUGUGACACCUCUAGUGCUUCUAGAGUCAACAUGUAUUUUUGCCUUGCUCACAGGGGAUAGCACAUAAUGCCCAGGACUGCCGAGGGGAAUCUUAACCCCAGGUCCUACAGAGGAGCCAUAUGUCCUCAUCCAGAAUUCAGUAGGCUGGUGUCACUAGUUGUAAGACUACAGGGGCAGGGGAGACAGUAACUGGUACAGAAACACUGGAUUAAUAGAGAGUGGAGGAGACUGCAGUAAACUAGAUGGAAUGUGCCUCUGCUAAAGAUGCAUCCACAAUUGUUCUAAUGACAAUGACUGUGCAAUGAGUAUAUACAGAAAUCAUGGAACCUCCAGGUAUGUUUAUCUGCGUAGCUGAACUCAUUGGCAGAAAAAAUAUUUUGUGGAUUCCUCUAGCCUCUCUGAGCCGCUUACCUCAAGGUCAUUGCUAUAUAGACAACAGAAGAAUGGGGAGAAGGGAGAUCCUAUAGUCCAGGGAUGUGGCUAUUGUGAUACAGCCAGGGAUCCUUUUGACUCAGGUGGAAAUGGUCUUCAUUGUUUGCCAGUAUUUCCUGCCACUGAGGAAAGGCUGUCCUUCAAGGCAUGAGGAGUGAGAUAGUGGAGUCAAUACAGAGUUGUCAAACCUGAUUUUCUAAAGACUGGAAGAUUUAGAUUUCCACUCUAUGGAAAAUCAAAAUCUAAAAUAGGAACCACAUUUUAAAGCUGUAUUAAGGUAUAGUAGACAUAGAAUAAAUUGUACAUAUUUAAAGUGUACAAUUUGGUAAGUUUUGACUUUUGUGUAAACUCAUGAAACUGUCAUCAUUAUCUUGAUAGCGAGCAUAUCUGUCACCUGCAUAUUUUCCUCAUGCCCUUUUAUACUCUCUCCCUGUUCUGCCUGGCCCUCCAGGCAACCACUGAUUUCCAUUCCUCUACAAUAGAUUGCAUUUUCUGGAAUUUUAUGAUUGAUUGUAAAGUGUUUACUCUUUUUUUCUGGUUUCAUCGAUGCUGCAUAAUUACUUUGAGAUUCAUUAAUGGUGCUUAUAUGCACAUUUCAUUCUUGUUUCUAACUAGCGUUUUUUCCAUGUAUAAUUGACUAUGUCUAUCCAUUCACCUGCUUAUGGAUAUUUGGGUUAUUUCUAGUAUUUAGCAAUUGCAAAUAAAAGCUGAUAUGAGCAUUUGUUUACUCUCCUUUUUAUACGUACAUGUUUCGUUUUCUUGUAUUAAUAACUCAGAGUACAAUGCCAGAGUCUUGGGGUAGGUGAAUAUUUAACUUUUUACAAAAUUGCCAAACUGUGACCUAAAAUGGUUGUGUUUUUUUGCAUUCCCACUGGCAGUGUGUGAGAGUUCCAAUUCCUUCACACCCUUGUCAAUACUUGGUAAGGUCAUUUUCUAAUUUUACUGUUUUAAAGUAAGUGUGUAGUGGUGUGUCACUGGCUUUAAUUGCAUUUCUGUAAGGAUUUAUUGUGUUGAUCAUUAUUUUGUGUGUUUGCUACCUGCAUAUCUUCUUUAGUAAAAUGCCUAUUCUUAUCUUUGGCCUAUUUUCUAUCUUAAUGAAUUUUGCCUGUGUGCCUUUUAGUAACAAAUAAGACAGUGAGACAACAAAGACAUAUGUUGGAAUUUUACUCAUUCUUAAUGAAUGUCAGUGACUUCUUUGCUGCGUGGAGUAAUUGUUUUUGAAUACUAGAGGAAUAUUUUGUCAGUUUUUCCUAAUUUUUUUUUUUCAGUAUGCACAAUGUCAUGGCCACCUGUACAAAACACUAAGUUACAUCAGCAUUAUUGACAUACUCUUUAUCACUCUUCUAAGUGUAGACAUUCAGUAUAUUGUAUUUAACAAUACCAUAAAUCAAGCCGUAGUUUGUAGUGUUUGCCAAUUUUCUUGGUGUAAAUACUCCCCACCUUGGCCAGUUUUAAACUGCCAACAUGAUGUCACUGAACAUGGAGUUGGAGAGAGUUGCCGGUAGCACACCAUUUUAUUUCCACCAUACUGAUCCAGUAGCCACAAACAACCUCAAGAAUAACAAAACAGAGUAAAAUGAUUAGGGAGUGACAAUGUUUAUUUUUAACUUAAACAGUUUAAUUGAUGUAUAAUUCACCUAAAUGCACAUAUUUAAAGUAUAUUUUGAUAUUGUGAUACAAAAAAAAGUUUCCUCAUGCCCUUUUUAAAUUCAUCCUUCUCAAUAUAUAAAAGUACUGAUACAAUGAUAGUCUUCUUUUUGUAAUGACUAUUUUCAAAUAUAUCCAAAAGUGGAAAAGACUGAUGAAUCCCCAAUCUUCCAUCAUUAUGAUCAUUCUUGUUUCAUUUCUCCUCAUGCUCAUUAGUGAGUUGUUUUACUUAUAAACCCAGACAUCAUGUCAUUUAAUGCAUAACUUCUUGAGAAUGCUUUUCUAAAAUGUAAGAGCUUUUUCAUAAUGCCAAUAACUGUCUCACAAAAUAAAAAUAUUUUAAAAUACGAUAAAUGUGUUGUUAGUG
This is a messenger RNA of Diceros bicornis minor, 5075 nucleotides long. Its product is annotated as zinc finger protein 530-like. Gene Ontology annotation, molecular function: recombination hotspot binding; histone H3K36 methyltransferase activity; histone H3K4 methyltransferase activity. NCBI's taxonomy places the organism in Eukaryota, Metazoa, Chordata, Mammalia, Perissodactyla, Rhinocerotidae. The coding region runs from base 225 to 1772 and encodes 515 amino acids. Gene Ontology annotation, cellular component: nucleus. The transcript has 3 exons. The record is from RefSeq and is a predicted model, not a curated record. Gene Ontology annotation, biological process: positive regulation of reciprocal meiotic recombination; regulation of DNA-templated transcription.